This is a messenger RNA of Beta vulgaris subsp. vulgaris (sugar beet), 1622 nucleotides long. RefSeq lists its product as uncharacterized. The transcript is spliced from 4 exons. The record is from RefSeq and is a predicted model, not a curated record. Lineage: Eukaryota; Viridiplantae; Streptophyta; Magnoliopsida; Caryophyllales; Amaranthaceae. The coding region runs from base 1 to 1437 and encodes 478 amino acids.
AUGCCCCAAGUAUGGAGGAUUCUUAGUGUCAUCGACAGGGUGACAGCAUCUUGGGAAGAGGCCUUUACCCUUCGCGACCUACUGUUGCAUUAUGAAAUUAGGGUUAAGGCAAAAAAUAGGAUAGCUCUACAUGCAAAGGGGAGGUUAGAACCUCUGGUUGGGGGAAUUCAGUCAAACGACAGGGGUUGGAAGAACAGGUUUGUUUUUGUGAAGAGGUCGUCGCUAGGGGAAGCUGGGGCGUCUCUGGUCGGUGGUUGGAAUACCGAAGGUCUUAAUCCAAAACUACUGUCGCAUCGCGACGAGUCUCAGAGUCUCUGUGAUAAGUUUCUGAAGGUGUCAGAAGACGACAAGCAGUUCAGAAGGGUUCUCUUUGCUUCUCAAGAUAGCUAUUCAUCUAUGGCAUCUGGAUUUUCUAAGGAAGGUUCUUGCGUUACUAACUUGCUCUGGUACUCUUGGAUAGGUUCAUCACAGUCGCGUCCUAGGGGGAGUUUGGACGGUCAAGCGCUAGCUGAGAUCCUGCGCAAACACAAGAGGGAGUCUUCGGCUGACGCGACGUCUCUAUCGUCAGCAUCAGCAAAGAAGGACACGGCAGUUGUCGUUCAUUUGGACGAUGAACAGGACGUCGCGUCCAAGACGCGCAGGACUGAUUUCUUGGCCCCUCCAGACAAGAGUGGGCCUUCCUACUCUGUGACCGUCCCAAGCGACUUCAUGUCGCUGGAACGGUCCAUAUGGCCUGAAGCAGACAGGUUCCUCUUUCCCAGCGCAAUGGAAAGGAUUAAGGAGCAUACUCUUCCUCGCAUGAUGUCGGAUGGGCUGGAACUUCUAUUUCAGUCUUCUCAACAUCUCCUGAUGGCUAAGAGGGAGAUCUCUUCUCUUCUGAAAGGUCACCUGACCAUGAAGCAGAGAAUGGAGAAGGCUGAGUUGGACGCAAAGUCCAAGAGCGACAAGGUGGAGUCCUGCAAGAAGGCCAUGGAGGACGUGAAGAAGUCUCUGCAGAAAAAUGGGGAGGAGCUGGAAGAGAUAAGGCUGAGGGCAACUAAGUUGGAGGAGUCUUCUCGUCUGGAGAUCUCGACGCUUCAAGCGAGCGUCGAUGCACAGAAGAACGAGCUGGACAUGCUCGAGGCUGAGGUGACGACUAGGGUCAGGGCGAAGCCGAUGUACCAGUUCUUGAUGAAGAAGACAGCAUCCUGGACACCGCAAAAGGACAUCGACCUAUACAUCCAAUUCAUGGGGUCAAUGAAAGAUCUUAUGGAUGAGGAGGACUUAGCUGCGACGGCGGAUUCCACAUCAAAGGUUGAUGAAAACGCCCCGUCUUGUGCUGGGUUCAUAGCGUCGGAUGUGCCUCUUGACCCUGAGAUUGAGAAGGAAGCCCCAGCCUCUGUCUUGCCAGCUGAAACGUCGGAGGAGAAGGAAGCUGAGAAGGUCUCUGACGUUUAAUCUCCUAGUCCUUUAUGUCAUGCCUCUUACCCUUUAAACUUAAUUUUUAAUCAAUCUGUGUUUUAAGUCACUCAAGGGAGUGACUGUUUGUAUUAAACUUUUGGGUCACCUAAGGGGGUGACCAUGACUUUUAGGUUACUAAUCAUCGUACUUUUUAGGUCGCCUAUGGGGGUGACCAUUUACUA